UCGCCGUACGCCAAGAUGGCGGACGUGCACUUCCUCCCACACUUCCGGCCCCGCCCGCGCCCGCUAGGCCCGGAUUGGCCCCGGCAGCGGCCCGUCGCGUCGCGCUGCGGAACCGUCGGAGCGACGCCGCUCUCAGUCGGCUGCGGGAGAGGGAAGAUGGACGCAGCUACUCUGACCUACGACACUCUUCGAUUUGCUGAGUUUGAAGAUUUCCCGGAGACCUCAGAGCCUGUGUGGAUACUGGGUAGAAAAUACAGCAUUUUCACAGAAAAGGAUGAGAUCUUGUCCGAUGUGGCAUCCAGACUUUGGUUUACAUACAGGAAGAACUUCCCAGCCAUUGGGGGCACUGGCCCCACCUCGGACACAGGCUGGGGCUGCAUGCUGCGCUGCGGACAGAUGAUCUUUGCCCAGGCCCUGGUGUGCCGCCAUUUAGGCCGAGAUUGGAGGUGGACCCAGCGGAAGAGGCAGUCUGAUAGCUACUUCAAUGUCCUCAAUGCGUUCAUCGACAGGAAGGAUAGUUACUACUCCAUUCACCAGAUAGCACAAAUGGGAGUUGGCGAGGGCAAGUCCAUCGGCCAGUGGUACGGGCCCAACACUGUUGCCCAGGUGCUCAAGAAACUGGCUGUUUUCGACACCUGGAGCGCCUUGGCAGUCCACAUAGCCAUGGACAACACGGUGGUGAUGGAGGACAUCAGAAGGUUGUGCAGGGGCAGCCUUCCGUGUGCGGGGGCCACCGCACUACCCACGGAUUCCAGCCGGCACUGUAACGGCUUCCCGGUGGGAGCGGAGGUCACCAACAGGCCGGCACCAUGGAGACCCCUGGUGCUUCUCAUCCCUCUGCGCUUGGGGCUCACCGACAUCAACGAGGCCUAUGUGGAGACGCUGAAGCGCUGCUUCAUGAUGCCUCAGUCCCUGGGAGUGAUCGGAGGGAAGCCCAACAGCGCUCACUACUUCAUAGGCUAUGUGGGUGAGGAGCUCAUCUACUUGGACCCGCACACGACGCAGCCUGCGGUGGAGCUGACUGACAGCUGCUUCAUUCCAGACGAGAGCUUCCACUGCCGCCACCCGCCCAGCAGGAUGGGCAUCAGCGAGCUCGACCCAUCCAUUGCCGUGGGCUUCUUCUGUAAGACUGAGGACGACUUUGAUGACUGGUGCCAACGAGUCAGACAGCUGUCAUUGCUUGGAGGUGCCCUGCCCAUGUUCGAGCUGGUGGAGCAGCAACCCUCUCACCUGGCCUGCCCGGACGUCCUGAACCUGUCCUUAGAUUCUUCUGACGUAGAACGACUGGAAAGAUUCUUUGAUUCAGAAGAUGAAGACUUUGAAAUCUUGUCUCUUUGAAAAUCCUGGAGUUGGGGGACAGUCUUCACUGGCCCUUCCUGGGGGCCCCUUCCAGAGCCCGGCCCUGCCUCGGGGCGCUUGGCGCCGCCGUGUUUCAUCCAUCCAGCCUGCCCGUCCGCUGAAUGCCCGCGCCCCAUGCUGCCUCCGCCCGCGGAUGGAGGACUGCCCUGUCCCGAGGGCCUUCCCGCGAGCCUGGGGACUGUGCAGGCCCGGAGGGCUCACCGGGCUCCCUGGCACAGACGAGGUGCCACCCGUGGGAAGGCCCGUGCAGCCGGGCAGGCGCUCCAGAGAGCUGAGCCGUUCGCACCUGAGAGCUCUCCCUGCGACACGGCCCACCCUGUGUUCGCCUGCUGCCUCUGCCCUGCUUCCUCCUGGGCACUCGGUUCUGGGUUUGCUUUGGAAUUAAAGUCCUGUUUGAAGUUCCAAGGACAUGAAUUUCUGUGGGGCACGUCCCAAGUCAGGCUCCGGAGAGCUGCAGGGCGGGCGUGCACGAAUGGUGCCUGCGGACUUGGUCUGGCCCUGCCCUCCAAGGCCCCUGCCCUCCGCACCGCCUGCCUGGCGUGCUUCUCAAGGGCUACCUCAGUGGGAGAUCAGGCUGAAGUAGUGCGGCAGGGUUUCUCCUUCCUCUGGGGAGCAAACUAGUAAAGUGGUGGCACAUGGUGGAAACCCAAAGAUGUCCCCGUGCUUGGGACUCACUAGGACGGGGAUGUGCCUGCUUUCCCGGAGCCGCAGGUAAAGUCCAAGUAGGCUGCAUCUUUCUCAUGCCGCCUUUGCGGGUCCGGGCAUCCCAGACGCCCCGCGUGCUGCUGCUUGCUUGUCGUGCCAGCUUCCUCUGGGUCGGGGUUGGGUGUGGGGAGGAGCUGCUCUGGGGCCCUGGCAGGGGCGGGGUGUGCAGCCUGCUGCCAUCCAGGGCCUUCCUCCUACUCACCAAGGCUUUAGGUGGUUUAGGGCCGGAAGGUAAAGCUCACAGCUUUACGAUGUGAGCCUGGCGCCCCAUCCCUCUUUUGUACCAGUCAGAGACAUUUCCAGAUCCUUCUCAGCACUAACGUCAGCACCUGCAGCCUUUAGUCCAAGUCCUCUGGGCCCAGGCUGCACCACUCCCAUUCGGGUUUGCCGUCCAUCUUGGAAGCCUGGCUUCUGUCCCACCAGAAGUGUAAAUGGGCUGUGGGGGGCUCCGGCAGAGGCGAUGGGCUGUCCCAGAGCGCCUCCACACACAGUCUCCUCCGAGCCCUGCCUGGGAGGGCGGGGCCUGAACUCAUGGUCGCCCCGAGCCUGCUCGUCCUGCCCACAUAAGCGACUUUCUCUGUUUUGUUUUUCCUGUUUCUUGUGCCCCGCCGGUGAGGUGCAGUUGGGGGAACAGGGAAGGUUGGCUGGUUUCCACUCCUCCAGCACUGCAUUUCUCUGACGAACAUGUGCUGCUGCUGGUACGAACCAGGGACGCAGGCGAUGGCCUGACCCACAGAGAGCUUUGUUUCGUGUUUUGAAAAAGGCUUACUGAAGAGAAUGUUGUUCAUUCUUAGUAGUGUAGUUUGCAGUUCUUAAUGGCAAAUAAUAACAGUUUCAGUAGAAAACA
Neogale vison (American mink) is the source of this 2911-nucleotide messenger RNA. It is a transcript of the gene ATG4B, whose product is annotated as autophagy related 4B cysteine peptidase. The record is from RefSeq and is a predicted model, not a curated record. Gene Ontology annotation, molecular function: protein-phosphatidylethanolamide deconjugating activity. NCBI's taxonomy places the organism in Eukaryota, Metazoa, Chordata, Mammalia, Carnivora, Mustelidae.